This is a messenger RNA of Ictalurus punctatus (channel catfish), 2179 nucleotides long. RefSeq names its product ankyrin repeat and SOCS box containing 15b (gene asb15b). The transcript is spliced from 10 exons. Lineage: Eukaryota; Metazoa; Chordata; Actinopteri; Siluriformes; Ictaluridae. The record is from RefSeq and is a predicted model, not a curated record. The coding region runs from base 293 to 1849 and encodes 518 amino acids. Gene Ontology annotation, biological process: intracellular signal transduction. Gene Ontology annotation, molecular function: protein binding.
AAUUCAGUCCGACUUUCAUAUCACCGGCGUUUGGAGCUGAUGUAUGUAUACAUGUGUGGUUGGUUGUUGUUAAAAUGGCAGAGCAACUGGACGAAGAAGAAGCACAGCUUAUUGAUUUAGCCAUCCAAAGAAGCCUUCAGGACAGCACUUUACCCUUCUAUACAAAAUGGAGUACAUUGGAAACGGCGAGCGAGGAAAAUCUGAAAAUUUUAUCAGCUAUAGACCAAGACAUUGAGCCUGGCAAGAUUUGGCCCUGAUAUAUGUGUACAGUGACUUGGCCACAUUGUGGGCAAUGAAUGGGAAAAGAAGCGCAUUUGCAGAGACGGACAGUAGAGGUUGGCUUCCCUUUCACAGAGCCUCAGUGCAGCCAAACGCAGAGAUUCUGGAUGCUGUUCUACUCGCAUCCCAUGAGUUGUGCAUGGAGGAGGUUACAGCUGACGGUGAGACGGCACUGACUCUUGCUGCCCAGGCUGGACAUGUGGAGAAUGUGAAGCUGCUCCUGCAGCAUGGUGCCUCCCCACACAACACGAACAGCAAAAACGAGUCCCCACUUCUGCUAGCGGUCAGGGUUGGCUCCUAUAACAUGGUACUGGCACUGAUAUCAGGUGGUGCGUUUGUGGAGCAGGUGUGUCUGAAAAAGUGGAUGGCCAUUCACGAGGCAGCCAAGGUGGGCUGUGCUGACAUCCUGAUGUUGCUACUGAGGCAUGGCGGGAAGGUCACAGCUCGAGAUGGCCACGGUGUCACACCACUGGGAAUCGCCGCUGAGUUUGGCCACACUGACAUCUUGGAAAUCCUCAUUCAAAAUGGGGGAGAUGUUGCUGCACAGGCCACUAAUGGAGACACGGUGUUAUAUGACGCAGCAGGUUCCGGAAACCUUGACUCCAUCCUUUUGCUCCUUCAUCACGGUGCAAAUCCUAAUGUGGCCAGUUUCGCCUUUCAGCUUCCCAUUCAUCGUGCCGCAUAUGAAGGCCAUUACCUCGCUCUGAAAACAUUGAUCCCUAUCACAACUAAGAGGGCCAUACACCAGUCUGGGAUGAGUCCGGUACACUCUGCUGCCGAUGGAGGCCACGCUUCCUGCCUGAAUUUACUUAUCAAGAAGGGCUUUGAUGUCAACUCUCUUCUGGGUGACCACAUUUCCAACAACUAUAAUGACAUGAGGAGGACAGCGCUGUAUUUUGCAGUGUGUAAUGGUGAUGUCACAUGUACUGAAAUGCUGUUGGAGGCCGGGGCAAAGCCUGAUCUUGACCCUCUGGUCUGCCUCCUUGUAGCAGUUAGGGCCAGUCACUAUGAGCUUGUGCGACUGUUGCUGGCCCACGGCGCUAAUGUGAACAGCUUCUUCACAGCUAUCAGUGACACAGUGUUCCCCACAGCUCUACAAUACUGUCUUCAUGACGAAAUAAUGGUGCGUUUAUUACUGAACAACGGCUAUCGUGUUGAAAGCUGCUUUCAGUGUGACCACAACUUCUGCAUUUGUACACAAAGCUACACAACGAGCGAUGACACUAGCAGCUACUUCAACAAAGUGACAUUUUGUGAUUUCGUCAGUGUGAGCUGGCUGAAGCACCUGGUAGGACGGCUUGUACGCACUCUGCUGGAUUAUGUGAUAGACGUUCCCAUCUGCCCCAAACUGCAGAAGAUCUUAGAGAUGCAAAAGGAGUGGCCUGAGAUCUGUGACAUUCUCAGAAACCCACGCUAUCUGCAACACCUGUGCAGGCUGGUUAUAAGGAAGAGGAUAACCCUGAGAAGACUGAACAAUCCCAGAUUUAUGAGUGAGCUUUCUUUCCCCCCUGCUCUAAAGAACUAUCUGAUCUACAAGGAGUAUGACUUGUAUGGAAGAAUGAAAAUUUGAUUUAAUAUUACAUUAAUUUGGUAUAAAGAAUAUAUGAUAGUAGAAUGUAUGAUAUUAGCUUCCUUCUGAUACUAAUACUCAUGUAAUACUCAUGUAUUAAAAACAGAACUUGGUUAAAGUUGAACAGUGCUGUGUUGUCAUUGAUAUUAAAGUUUAUAUACACCAUAGCAUAAAGAUAUUUAAACUCUAUUUUCAUGGUACUAUACCUUCCUAUGUUAACUCAAUUAGUUUAUUUUCUUUAUUUCCAUAAGACAGUCUAUACAGGAUUCUGUGGAGUUUUUUUGUUUGUUUGUUUGUAAUGCUUUAUUUUGCUGCAGCAUUAAAAAAAAA